GUUGUGUUCCUCCUUGCUGACAUUGAGGUGCGUGCAUGCAUUUUCUCCGAGCUGUCUUGGUUGGAUCCUAAACAGUGAGCUGGUCUUAACAUACAGGCACCAUGAGGCUGACUGCCUUGAUGUGCAUGGCAGCCAAAGCGGCCUAUCCCAAAAACUACCGCUAUGGUUCAAUGAGACCCUGGACUUUCGUGGCACUGAAAAGGAAUCCGCCGGGCAAGCAGAGAAGAAAGAUCUUUGUGGACAAGAUCCCAAAUGAGGAAUGGUCCGUUUUCAAAGGCGACACGGUGGAGAUUUUGGCUGGAAAGGACAAAGGAAAGCAGGGCAAAGUGACCCAAGUAUUCAGACAUCGCAACUGGGUCAUUCUGGAGGGCCUUAAUACGCAUUUCCGCUACAUUGGGAAGAGUGGGGAAUACAGAGGCACCUACGUCGCCAGUGAAUCUCCAUUACUGCUGAGCCAGAUCUCUAUCAUAGACCCCACUGACAGGAAACCCACGGAGGUGGAGUGGAGGUUCACAGAGGAGGGGGAGAAGGUCAGGGUGUCCCUCAGGACGGGCCGCAUCAUCCCCAAGCCCCCCGUGCAGCGCAGCGAUGGCAUCGUCCCCGAGCAGUGGAAGGAUGGACCUAAGGACACAUCGACGGAGGAUGCGUUACGGAAGACGUACACUCCAUCUCUGAAGACCCUUCAAGAGGAGGUGAUGGAGGCCAUGGGUAUCAAAGAGGAGAGGAAACAGCGGCCCACAUACUGGUACUGAGCAAGCAUGCGGGCUCAGAGACUGGACUGACUGCAAUGUGCAUCCUGAGUUCCAUUUGUCAGGAACCAUCAGUGGGACUAUUAUGUAUUUAUACACAUGUUGUGUUUUUUAAAAUACUAUACUGUUUAAAUGUAAUUGUGUAAAUGUCUUGUCUUUACGUGGGUUUCAAGAUGACUAUGAAUGGUGAAUUAUUGUCAAAAUAAAGACCAGUUCUUUCAUUUCAUAUAUUUUCAACCGGCAUCCACAUGAAAUACAUGGUUGGACAUUCUUUUUUUU
Messenger RNA from Engraulis encrasicolus (European anchovy), 1028 nucleotides. RefSeq names its product mitochondrial ribosomal protein L24 (gene mrpl24). The coding region runs from base 102 to 752 and encodes 216 amino acids. Gene Ontology annotation, biological process: translation. Lineage: Eukaryota; Metazoa; Chordata; Actinopteri; Clupeiformes; Engraulidae. Gene Ontology annotation, cellular component: mitochondrion; ribosome. The transcript has 6 exons. The record is from RefSeq and is a predicted model, not a curated record. Gene Ontology annotation, molecular function: RNA binding; structural constituent of ribosome.